Passer domesticus (house sparrow) is the source of this 758-nucleotide messenger RNA. RefSeq names its product dynein light chain Tctex-type 2 (gene DYNLT2). NCBI's taxonomy places the organism in Eukaryota, Metazoa, Chordata, Aves, Passeriformes, Passeridae. Bases 123 to 578 code for a protein of 151 amino acids. Gene Ontology annotation, molecular function: dynein intermediate chain binding. Gene Ontology annotation, biological process: microtubule-based movement. Gene Ontology annotation, cellular component: cytoplasmic dynein complex; cytoplasm. The record is from RefSeq and is a predicted model, not a curated record. The transcript is spliced from 4 exons.
GCCCGGCCCGGCCCCGCUCCCGCCAUGGCCGCCGCCGCCUCCGUUACCGCUGCCCGCGCGGGCCGGCUCGCGCGCGGGGCCCCGGCCGCCGCACGCCGCCCACCAGGACGGCCGCCACAGCCAUGGAGGGAGGGAAAAAGCGCCAGGAUAAAGACACGUCAAAAGGAAAAAAAACACCUCAGGAUGCUUCAGGCACGGCUCCAACAGAAGGAAAGGCAAAGCCGAAAAACCGUAACACAUACAGACUGGAGCCACGUACUAAAGUUCAGGAUGGUUUAUUAAGAGACAAAGCUCAAGCAAUACUAACGAAUAAACUACAAGAAGCCACAUAUGAUGGAGCUUCUAGUCCCUUCUUGUGUGCUUCAAUCUCAGAAGAAAUAUUAAAUGCUGUGAAGGAAUUGGACUAUGACCGUUAUAAGUAUGUGGUAUCAGUGCUAAUUGUGGAAAAGGCAAAUCAGGCAAUGAUUGUUGCCAGCAGAUGCCUCUGGGAUGCUCAAAGAGACACUUGGGUUUCAGCUAAAUGUGAAACUGAUACAUUUAUUGCACUGGCUUUGGUAAUGGCUUGUUAUUACGACUAAAACUCUGAAAGUCACAGCUGCAUUAGUGCAUCAUAAUACAUGGUAUAUUUGAAAAUUUUCAAAACAUCACAAUUUUAAUAUUCUUAUUUGUCCUAUUGGUGUUUACACAUUCAAACUGACAUACAGGAGAUAAUUUAGCUCGGUUUUGCUCUGUUUAAAAUAAAACAACAAACAAAACUG